This is a messenger RNA of Aspergillus candidus, 1202 nucleotides long. RefSeq lists its product as uncharacterized. Lineage: Eukaryota; Fungi; Ascomycota; Eurotiomycetes; Eurotiales; Aspergillaceae. The record is from RefSeq and is a predicted model, not a curated record. The coding region runs from base 28 to 921 and encodes 297 amino acids. The transcript has 5 exons.
CUUGGAUACAUCUGUAUUCUUGAAGCUAUGGGAGAUGGGAGCAGCAACGCUAUAAUUAUCACCACUGCAGUUUUCUUCGGGGUUUCACUAGUCACUGUCUGUCUCCGCUCUUUUGUUCGAUUGAAAGUUGUAAAGUCUUUUGGACCCGACGAUGCGUUGAUGAUAGCGGCAGCAGCUUUUAAUAUGGCAUUCGCUAUAUGCGGAAUCGUGGGCGCCUUGUAUGGGAUGGGAAAGGCACCGGGGUUUUUAAGUCAUAGACCAGACGACGUUCGCCGCGGCUUAUUGUGUUGGUGGUUAGGACAGAUUUUUUAUAUAUUUACUUGCACCAUUGCAAGACUAUCUAUUGCUACUACUCUUCUUCGUCUUGCGGUCAAGCGCAUCCAUUUGUGGAUUUUUUACGGUAUUAUGGUGCUUUCGACAACAGUGGGUACCAUUUUUCUUUUCUUCACAAUCCUCCAAUGUCUGCCAGUCGCAUACUUUUGGAAUCGAUCAACAAUCAAAGGCCGAUGUCUUGACAUAGACAUACUUCUUGGUAUUGUUUAUAUGUAUAGUGGGGUGACGGCAGCAUGCGAUUUCACCCUUGGCUUCCUACCUGUUUCAAUGAUUUGGGGUCUCCAAAUGAAUCGUGGAAGGAAAUUUGUUGUGUCGGCAAUUUUGGGACUUGCUUGCAUAGCUAGCUUGGCUGUCAUAAUCCGCAUCCCAUUUUUGCAUUACGCAGGAAGACCAGACUUUCUUUACGAAACAACACAGAUUUCCAUAUGGUCAAACGUAGAAGCCAGUCUAGGCAUAGCUGCCGGUAGCCUAAUGAUGGUUCGGCCGUUGCUUCGGUUUUUAAUCGCUUCUUUUCCCAUGCUGAGCAGUUGGUCUAGUGGUGAAGAGCUUGGAUCGCGUAGGAAACGCCGACUUCCUUCUCAUCAUUAAUCCGCAGUCUCAUCCUCUGUGCCGGCCGGCUCUUAGACUCAAGCCCGACCACUCCAGCCAUAAGCCUGCAUAAGCCUGCAUAAUUAUAUUCAAGUGGUUUGCCCUGGGUGCCCUGGAUAGAGUGGUGAGCUGCCAAUGCCCGAACCAUGGGCGCUAGGUGCGCACCACCUUAGACAUGCUGCUGUAUGUUUUUACUUUUUAUUUUAUGAUUUGUCGGAUUUAGCAACCAGGCCAUAUCGGUUUCAGGGCUCUGAUAUCUAGGCUAUUAAGCAGGCUUGAGG